This is a messenger RNA of Dermacentor silvarum, 903 nucleotides long. Its product is annotated as actin-related protein 2/3 complex subunit 3-B. The record is from RefSeq and is a predicted model, not a curated record. Gene Ontology annotation, biological process: regulation of actin filament polymerization; Arp2/3 complex-mediated actin nucleation. The coding region runs from base 181 to 753 and encodes 190 amino acids. Lineage: Eukaryota; Metazoa; Arthropoda; Arachnida; Ixodida; Ixodidae. The transcript is spliced from 7 exons. Gene Ontology annotation, molecular function: actin filament binding. Gene Ontology annotation, cellular component: cytoskeleton; Arp2/3 protein complex.
AAGGACAAAGCUGGGGCGCGGUUGACUGAAUAAGCGAUUACUCAUUCUCCGUGGGGCUGCGUGCUAGCGUUGCGCGUCUCCGUCGCAAACACUCUGGCCGUGACUGAGCACUUGGAAGCAAGUAUUACAGUCAGUGCAGUUCCAUCGCGGGCGGCAUUUUUGUCUUAGACGUUUGAAGAGAUGGAUAUUGAAGGGUGGCUGAAGAAUUGCACGGCGUACCACUCCCAAUUCACAAAUGGGUCAGCAGGAUCAGUGGGCAAUAUGGUCAUUCUUCCUAUCAAGUCUCAGUACAGGGGCCCAGCUCCAAAGAGCACUGAUGAGACAGACAUUAUUGAUGAAGCACUCUAUUAUUUCAAAGCCAAUGUUUUCUUUCGAACAUAUGAAAUAAAGAGUGAAGCUGAUCGUGUGCUGAUAUACUUGACGUUGUACAUUUCUGAGUGCUUGAAGAAACUUCAAAAGUGCUCGAGCAAAAACCAGGGUGUCCAGGACAUGAAGGCACUGGCCAUCUCCAAAUUUGACAUUCCAGGAGAAGCAGGAUUUCCUUUAAAUCCAGUCUACGCAAAGCCUUCAUCUCCAUCUGAAGCAGAGACAAUGAGGGCUUACCUUACACAGCUACGACAAGAAUGUGGGCAACGUCUAUGCGACAAGGUUUUCGAUAGUGAGACUGGGAAGCCAAGCAAGUGGUGGCUGUGCUUUGCCAAGAGGAAAUUCAUGGACAAGAGUCUGUCCGGGUUUGGUCAUGCUUACCAAUAACAGGCAUAACUCCCAUUAUCAGACCUUGUCUAAAUGUGUAUGUAAUUCCGAACACACCACAGAACUUUGAUUCAUUAAGUAAUCUAGCACUGGUUUUGUAAUUAGUCCCCAAGGAAUAAUUUGUUGAUUAAAACUGAACACAUCCAGAAA